This is a messenger RNA of Puccinia graminis f. sp. tritici CRL 75-36-700-3, 678 nucleotides long. RefSeq lists its product as uncharacterized. The transcript has 4 exons. Bases 1 to 678 code for a protein of 225 amino acids. The record is from RefSeq and is a predicted model, not a curated record. Lineage: Eukaryota; Fungi; Basidiomycota; Pucciniomycetes; Pucciniales; Pucciniaceae.
AUGUCAAACAUUGUCUUUCGGGAUGCCGAUACCUCAGAAACCACAUUCCCAGAAGGCUACCCUGACCUCGAACCUGUUCCAUCUCCCCCUACAGGCCAAGAUGACCCUUCCAGCGAGAACUUGGAAGAAGUCAAUCACAAUAUCCUGUUUGGCAUUACUCCUUUGCCGACUCUUGUUGAUGUUCCCAUGACCGAUCGAACUCCACAAUCUCCAAACAAAAUCGAUACAAUCUGUAAUGAUUUACAGGCAAAGCUUGAGCUUGAUCCCGAACACUUGAAGAUUGCGACUAUUGCGGCAAAGUACCCUCCCAACGCAGGUGCCAAACAUGCCUCCUCUGUUUUUGCCAUGGGAGCUUUUAAUCAACUCAGAGUGACUAGAUCUCUUGUAAAUGUUGCUAAUCAUUUGUAUGAUUCAACAUUCAGGGAAUUUGUCAGGAUGAGAACUCAAAUGAUCCUCCUGAUCCCAAACCUGGAGGCCUACUCAAACAACCCCCACAAACAUGAGGUCCUGGCAAGAAUGCUAUUCUACCUUGUCCUUGAUGCAGUUGAUAAACAGCCUAACAAUUGGAAGGAGGAUCACUUCGACCCUUCCCAGUUGCAGCCCAAUUCAGAGGAGGGCCUCAAGCACUACCGAACCACUAUUGCGAUCUCAUCAAGUACAAAGAAGUCAUCUACGUGA